This is a messenger RNA of Ipomoea triloba (trilobed morning glory), 548 nucleotides long. RefSeq lists its product as uncharacterized. NCBI's taxonomy places the organism in Eukaryota, Viridiplantae, Streptophyta, Magnoliopsida, Solanales, Convolvulaceae. The coding region runs from base 1 to 522 and encodes 173 amino acids. The transcript has 4 exons. The record is from RefSeq and is a predicted model, not a curated record.
AUGGAGGAGGCGGACACACAAGUGGAGGAGGUGGACGCACUUGAGGAGGCGGAUGUACUUGAGGAGGCGGAUACACAAGUGGAGGAGGCGGACGCACUUGAGGAGACAGACGCACAAGUGGAGGAGGCGAACGCGCUUGAGGAGGCGACAGACGCACUUGAGGAGUGUGGACGCAUGGAGCAGCUUCUGCCUCCAGUCCUCCACGCGACCACGCCCCAGCCAGCAGCUCCAUUUACGCUCCCUCGUUCUCACAACUCUUCAAUUCUUCAUCUAAGAUCCGCAGAUUCCCAUCCCAUUAGAACUCGUCCAUCACCACUGUCGCCCCUAGCCCGGCACUCCGUCACUCCAGAACCAGAACAAAAGAAUACUGGCAGGCAAGCAGGGUCACCUUUUGAUUCUCAAAGGGCAGAACCAUCCCAGAAGCUGUCAGUGCCAACUCCGCAGUUGGAUAUGCGACGGGCUGAAUCAUCUAGACAGCAUGUGACGGCUCUCAAUACUCAGUUUGCGAGACUUCUUAUUUGAAUAUUUGCUACUACCACCAAGAUCUG